Molecule: messenger RNA, 1153 nt
Organism: Mus pahari (shrew mouse)
Lineage: Eukaryota; Metazoa; Chordata; Mammalia; Rodentia; Muridae
Gene: Pdcl3
Product: phosducin like 3
Exons: 6
Coding region: 74-796 (240 amino acids)
Biological process (GO): positive regulation of gene expression; angiogenesis; protein folding
Cellular component (GO): cytoplasm
Source: RefSeq, a predicted model, not a curated record
GGCGGUGCCACGCAUGCGCGGAGAGGAGCGGAGGGGCUGGGGCAGGGAGUUGGUUUGAGUGACUGGAGGCAAGAUGCAGGACCCCAAUGCAGACACCGAGUGGAAUGACAUCCUACGUAAAAAGGGCAUCCUUCCCCCUAAGGAGAGCCUGAAGGAGCUGGAGGAGGAGGAGGUGAAGAAGGAGGAGCAGCUCCUCCAGCAGUCAGUGGUGAAAACAUACGAGGACAUGACUCUGGAAGAGCUGGAGGAGAACGAGGAUGAGUUCAGUGAGGAGGACGAACGAGCUAUCGAGAUGUACCGGCAGCAAAGGUUGGCUGAGUGGAAAGCAACUCAGCUGAAAAACAAAUUUGGAGAAGUUCUAGAGAUCUCAGGAAAGGACUAUGUUCAAGAAGUUACGAAAGCCGGCGAGGGCCUGUGGGUGGUCUUACACCUAUACAAACAAGGGAUUCCCCUCUGUUCCUUGAUAAACCAUCACUUGAGUGGACUCGCCAGGAAGUUUCCUGAUGUGAAAUUUAUCAAAGCCAUUUCAACGACCUGCAUACCCAAUUACCCUGACAGGAAUCUCCCCACGGUGUUCGUCUACCGGGAAGGGGAUAUCAAGGCACAGUUUAUCGGUCCUCUGGUGUUUGGUGGCAUGAACCUGACCAUAGACGAGUUGGAGUGGAAACUGUCUGAGUCGGGAGCAAUCAAGACAAACCUGGAGGAGAACCCUAAGAAGCCCAUCCAGGACCUGCUGUUGUCCUCAGUGCGGGGCCCUGUCCCCAUGAGGAGGGACAGUGAUUCCGAGGGCGACUAAGAUAGCAUUGAUGUAACCUUUUGAACUUUCUUGAUGUGAUGCAUUGUCUGGAUUUUUUAUAAGGAGGGAAAAGCAAAAAUUCAUCAUUUUGGUUUUUAACCUUUUUAUAAUUAUUUAAAUUUUAUACAUUUCGGAUAUAAUCAUUGCUGAAAUUUUUUAAAAAUUUGUUGGAGCUCUUUAAAUUAAUAAUGUUUCUUUAAGAGAAAUUUUAACAAGCUAUUAUGUCACAUAUCUCUGUUUUCCUAUGUGUGUUUCAGCAAACCGUGAAACUGUUCAGUAUUUUUUGACAUGCAACUCUAUAGAAAGGAAUGUGGACUUUAAAAAUACAGUGCACAUAAAUUAAGUUAAAACUAUAUA